AUGUCGGAGGAUAAUAAGGAUAGCAAGAGACGGCUAUCUUUGGAUGGUUCGACACCAAAACCGGACAAAUACCGCGGCAGUGGAAAGGAGAACUGUGUAAAUCUGAUCAAAGAGUUCUGUGAAGCAGAACUGAACAUUGUUGGCAUUAAAGAUAAUAUCGAGCGUGCCCAUAGGAUUGGACGAUUCCAGUACAACAAAACAAGGCCUAUUGUUGUGAAAUUCUCGAACUUCAGGGUCAGGGAAAGUGUCAGGACAUCUGGAUACAAGCUCAAAAACAAGCAGUACAAUAUACGAGAACAAUUUCCUAAAGAAAUCGUCGAGAAACGAAAGGCUUUAAUGCCUAUAUUGAGAAAAGCAUUGGAGGAAAAUAGAAGGGCUGUAUUGAAAUACGACAAACUAUUCAUUGACGGCAAACUAUACAUGGGAGAGACAGGAGACACCAUUAACACAGAGGCUGGCAGAGACGAUCCCGAGGAUGACGAGCCUGCGGACAUACUUACAGAGGACGCUGGAAACGGCAGAGGUGAAGCUUAG
Molecule: messenger RNA, 534 nt
Organism: Magallana angulata
Lineage: Eukaryota; Metazoa; Mollusca; Bivalvia; Ostreida; Ostreidae
Exons: 2
Coding region: 1-534 (177 amino acids)
Source: RefSeq, a predicted model, not a curated record